CAAACCUAAAGUCAAUAAUUUGACAACUUGGCUGCGUUUCAUGAAUCAUAUUUUUUUAUACAUAAACAUCAUAAAAAUAAUUAUAAAUGUUGAAGUAUAAGUCUAAUUACUAACGAUAAUAAACAGCUGCUUUACAGCAGCUAGUUGAUAGUGAUUAUUGUACAUAUAGUGUUAAAUAGUUAGCAGAAUGACUGUAGCGGAGUUUUUUAGUUGUUCCCUGCUAGCCUUUGGGGCUCCACUGGCCAUGUUCGCUAUGACGGUAGCGAACGAUCCGGUGCGCAUCAUCAUCAUGAUCGCAGCAGCGUUUGGAUGGUUGUUGUCGUUUUUGUUGUCUUCGCUGGUGUGGUACGCAGUGGUACCUCUCAGAUCUUACCUAGCGUUUGGGAUGGUGUUUGCUAUAAUACUACAGGAAUUAUUCCGCUACUUCAUGUACCUGCUGCUCAGGAAGACGGAGGCAGGAUUAAAGGAAAUAUCUGAGAACCACGAGAUUGGCAGCAACAAGCUGGAGAUGGCUUACGUGUCUGGUCUGGGCUUUGGUACAAUGAGUGGUGCCUUUGCCCUUGUCAAUGUGUUGGCUGACUCGAUAGGACCAGGCACGCUAGGCCUGCGUGGCGGCACAGAGUACUUCUUCGUGACCAGUGCGGCGAUGACGCUCUGCAUGAUACUCCUAAACACUUUCUGGAGUGUAAUAUUCUUCAGUGGAUUCGAUGACAGAAAUUACAAGAAGGUUGCAUGGGUUGUUCUAUCACAUUUCUUUGUAUCAUCACUAAGCCUGUUGAACAGAAAGGAACUGUAUGUGGCAACUAUACUACCCUCCUACAUUGUGCUAGCAAUCACAGCAUACAUAGCCUUCAGAUCGGCCGGUGGGACUAGUAAAAGCCUUCUACAAAGUUUUACACAUAGAUCAUAGGCCGGGUAAGAUUGUUAAAAGUUGUUACCCUAUAGAAAGUGUGUUAAAAGUAUUCUUUGUUGCAGAAUGCCACUGUGUUUGUUCUAAUUAUCAAAAAUAUGAACCACAUGAUUUUAUGUGAAUGAAAAAUAUAUAUAUUAUUUUUUUGAUUUAAAACAUGCCGCUAGAUAUAGAUGAACCUUUAUACCCUAGUAUAUUAUAAAAAAAUUAUCACACAGCUACAGCUUUAUGCUAAAUAGAUAGAAACAGUAAAAAGUCCACUUGAAGGGUUUGAAUCAUUAGGAAGAUUAGUGGAAUGCCCCCGUCGCAGUUACCUGCAGACCACAAGUAUCUUUGGUCAAUAGAGUACACAUCAUUUAAUGGAGCAGCAAGAAUGAUGAAUUUUCAGUUCUAAUCUCCAGAUUGGGUAGUCAAAAUUAAUUAUAAUUUUUUUCUAAAUUAGAUAUAAGAAUUGUUUGGAAUUAUUAUGUCCUUGAUGUAGGAAUUUUAAUACUUUCCUUUUGUCAUAUAGGUCGAUAAUACUUGGAGAUAAUUGGAUUUCACUAAUGGUAAUUCUUUGAGGUACACAUGUGUGGUGUGUGAUGUAAUGUAUCACACAGUAGGUUUCUGUUAUAUAAAAUUGCCAAAUGUUGACAUUGUUUAUCGAAUUUUAUGAUAACACCAUAUUAAUUGUAGUCCAGUGCCUUUCCGUGCCUGAUGCAAAACAAUUUAUAAGGGCUUUGCCACACUGUGUGUGAACUAUCGUUGCAUAUCUUGUAAACUACAAAAUAUUAAGCAAAUAUUAAGCUAGGUACAUAAUUUCACAAAAGUUGCAUCAUCUAGACUAAGUUUGAUGCAUAAUAUAAAUACAAAACGAAAUACAGUUGACGACUGUUCCCACGUAGUGUGGCAAGCUCCUUAGUCCUCCAUGUCGAGUUUAACUUAGUUAUGUAUUAUUCAGAAAUAUUUUUGCCUAUUAUUUAAAAUUUGCUUGACUGAUUUUAAUUAUUUAGAGUUAGCUUCUCUAUUUAACAGAAGGACUUUGAUUUGCUCUUUCUAAAUAUAAUUUACUCUAAGAUUAUCGAAAACUGAUCCUUUUUUAUUUUAUUAAUAAUUUACCAGACAACUGUGUACUAUUUCGAGGAUUUUAUUUGUUGCUAUUAUUAAUUUUUCUAACACUUCCUGAGAUUUCACUAUUUCAUCCUCAUAAAGGUAAAGGUUGGUGCAUUUAAGCUUGCAGCACAUCGCUUCUAAAUUGAUUAUUGAAAAAUGGACUUUACUUAAGCAAAAUACUGAUUCUAUGAACUGAAUGUUAUUUUCUCAAUAUAAUGUGAAUGUGUAACCAGAUCUUAUCUCGAAGAGUGUGCCAGAUACGAUUUUUAUUAUAUCUUUGCAGUAAGUGUGCGCCAACCUUUAAAUAUUAUAUCGAAUGGUACAAUAAAACAAGAAACAUUUAUUAGUUUAAUUAUUUAUUUAAUUUAUACAUAGCUAUUGAGACAUUCCUUAUACUAUGAAAUAUCGGACGGAUUACAUUGUUACAAAUAAAUAAUAACAAAAAGUGAAGAACCAAUCAGUUACAGAUAUAAAUAAUGUUUUUUUACAAAUAAAAUUUUUAAAAUUG
This is a messenger RNA of Manduca sexta (tobacco hornworm), 2510 nucleotides long. RefSeq names its product gamma-secretase subunit Aph-1 (gene aph-1). NCBI's taxonomy places the organism in Eukaryota, Metazoa, Arthropoda, Insecta, Lepidoptera, Sphingidae. The record is from RefSeq and is a predicted model, not a curated record. The transcript is spliced from 3 exons. The coding region runs from base 188 to 910 and encodes 240 amino acids. Gene Ontology annotation, cellular component: membrane; endoplasmic reticulum; gamma-secretase complex. Gene Ontology annotation, molecular function: protein-macromolecule adaptor activity. Gene Ontology annotation, biological process: Notch receptor processing; Notch signaling pathway; positive regulation of catalytic activity.